AAAGAGUCGCAUAUUCGUAUGGCAAAAUACAAACAGGGUAAAAAUGCCAAGUAUGCCGAGAACGUUGUCGACGACGAUGAUGACGUGCCUAUUUUUGCGCGAAGGGUUUGCGAUACAACUAAAGAGAUAGACCAACCGAUUCAUGCUUCUACGUUUCCGCUAGAUGGGAAGCCGUUUAGCGCUAUCAAUGCUGACCUUGUUCCACCUUUCAUAGAUGAUCCGAAUGAGUUCUUUGAUGAGUUUGGUUUCCGAAAAAAAGAUGAAAUGCCGUGUUCUUCCACUGAAGGCGUUGAAAUCGAGAACAGCUCGCACAGGUAUAUUAAACACAAAUAUUAUUCCGAAUCUGUCGAUCUGUCGUAUGCAGACAAAACGGAAACAGACUUCAGGAUGCGCUUUGUGGCCGCCAUCGAGUUUGCUCAUCCCAGUGUGAAGGAAGAACUGGUAUGGUCCAAAGUGGAUUUGGACUCGCUCCGCAGCGAAAAGAUCGAAGAGCUGAUCAAGGAAGGAGGCAUACCCCACUCGAUGCGUCCAUACUUAUGGCCUCGAUUUGCUGGAGCUACGAGGAAGCGACUUGCUGCCGGAUACUCCUACGAGGAGGUCCUGCGACAAUCCGCUCAGGACAAACCUUCCAUAGGGGUACAGAUUGAAAGAAGUCUGCUCCGUACCUUGCCCAAUAACAUUUGUUUUUGGAAAAAGAAUGGCGCAGGGAUUGAUGCACUGCGAAGGGUGCUGAAGGCUGUAGCUUUCAUAUAUCCGGAUUUAGGUUUCUGUGAAGGCAUGGGUGAGCAGUGA
Molecule: messenger RNA, 792 nt
Organism: Cylicostephanus goldi
Lineage: Eukaryota; Metazoa; Nematoda; Chromadorea; Rhabditida; Strongylidae
Source: the annotation of a GenBank genome assembly